AACUUUUUUUUCUAAUUUUCAGAAUAUUAGAAAAAUGUGGGCAACAGAAUCUUUAGUUAUACCAUUUACUUUGGCACUAUUGUGUUUCAUUGAUAUUACAUUUGCAAAUGAUGUCAUUUAUGCAGUAAAUGCAGGAGGAACACAGCAUGUUGAUUCAAAUGGAAUACAAUAUAUUGCCGAUCCAUUAAAAGUUGGAGUUGCAAGUGAUUAUGGUCAACGAUUCAAUAUUAGAAGAGUUUCACAUAAUGAUCAAGUUCUUUAUCAAACUGAGAGAUGGCAUGAUGAAUCAUUUAGUUACGAUGUUCCAGUUAAAAGUGAUGGUGAUUACGUUUUGGUGCUUAAAUUUUCUGAAGUUUAUUUUACUGGAUCAGAGCAAAAGGUAUUUAACGUGCAACUCAAUAAUCAACAUAUGAUUGUACAAUCUCUGGAUAUUUUCGAUAAAGUUGGCCACGCAACUGCACAUGAUGAAAUCGUCCCUUUUUCCAUUAAAAAAGGAACGUUGAAUGUUGGAACUGAAUCUUCAUCUUUCAAUAACAUUUUGACUGUGGAGUUUUUAAAAGGUGCUGCUGAUAAUCCAAAGAUAUGUGCAUUCUAUUUGUUGAAGGGAAAACCAGAAGAUGUGAAUCAGCUACCUCCUUUGGAUCUUCUCAACAAGGCAGAGGAAGAGGAGGAAGAAGAAGAGGAAGAAUCCCCUGAUGUGGGAACCAGACCGGACGACAAGAAGACAAGUUAUAGUGAUCAAGCAAAGCGGGAGAAAUUGAAAUCUGGCCCUCCUGCUGUAAAUCCUUAUGCAGAAGACAAUAGCAGCUUGGUUUUACCUAUUAUAGUUGCAUUUUGUGCAUUCAUACCUACUCUUGUAUGUCUAUGUAGGCUUUGAAUUCACUAAGAACCGUAAAAGUGAAGUUAUCGAGCACAGAAAUUUUUUUUAGGAAAUUUACUGUUGUACGUCUGAACAACUGAUAUAAUUAUACUUGAGAUAUCAAAAUGUUCGAUUGUUUUUGGUGAAAAUGGCAUUUUUGAUAAUUUUUUUUAUAAUGUUUUCCGACAUUGACCAGAGCAGCUGUUGCCAUCUAAAUUCGAUGAAAAUAUGAAAUUCUUAUCAAACUCUAUGCAUGUGCAAAAAUUUAAAGUUAGGCACAGCUGCGGUGCAUGUAUUUGUCCUGUUUUUUUUGCAAAUUAUUUUGUAUUUAUGGUUUUAUCAGAUGUUACAAACAUUAGUGUAAUUUGUUAAUUAUCCUGUAAGGUAUGUAAUUUAUAUUUGCAUAUUGGCUGAUAAAAAUAAUUUAUGAUCUAGUGUUGGUUUUGCCACAUUGAUUACAACACAGCAGAGAGAGAAUCACCUUGAAAAUGUGUCUAUAACAUUUCUUGUGUUAUAUGUUCUUGUAAUUGUUAGGUAAUCUCUACGUUAUGUAUAAUUAAAAGUGGGAAUUAUACUAUAUUUUUAUUGCUAAUCAAAUUCACUGAAGUUGGGGAUUCAUUGUGGACAAUAUUAUUUUAACUAUCAGUAGAGGUUGCGCGACACUAACUCCCAAUCCUUCGUCAAUGCCUUUGCGAAUGCGUAAAAUGCAAGGAUGUUGUGGCAGGAAUAAAAAUACAUAGCCCUACUUAAUUUGAAUUGAUUAGUAUGGUAUUAUUGUAGUUCAUGUUUCAUAUUCAUUCAUCCAAAUCUAAUUGUUAACAGAAAAAAAUGUGCCCAAUCAUAUUUUAGGACUAAAUUUAUGUUACUUUAUGAAAUUAUUUAGGGUGCAUAUUUCUUAAAUUGGUAUCAUUCUUCAUUUGUUACGUAAGAUGGUAUUAGUUUAGAAACAAUUUUUUCUUAAAUUAAGCUCGGAUUUGAAAAUUUUUAGUUCUGAUUAUAAAAAUGUGUUCAAUUACAUUUUAGGACCGCUACGUCUAAAAUUGUAGUUGCUGUCUAAUUGUUCGAGGUGCAUAUUUCAUGUGGUACUGUCCUUCAUUUAAAUAUAUAAUAGGGUAUUAGAUUAGAAACCUUUAUUUCUCAAAUUAAGCUUUAGAGUUGAAAAUUAUUAGUUCUAUAAUA
This is a messenger RNA of Styela clava, 2038 nucleotides long. RefSeq names its product malectin-like. Lineage: Eukaryota; Metazoa; Chordata; Ascidiacea; Stolidobranchia; Styelidae. Gene Ontology annotation, cellular component: membrane. The record is from RefSeq and is a predicted model, not a curated record. Gene Ontology annotation, molecular function: carbohydrate binding.